Molecule: messenger RNA, 2544 nt
Organism: Lagopus leucura (white-tailed ptarmigan)
Lineage: Eukaryota; Metazoa; Chordata; Aves; Galliformes; Phasianidae
Product: fascin-like
Exons: 4
Coding region: 432-1079 (215 amino acids)
Biological process (GO): cell migration; actin filament bundle assembly; establishment or maintenance of cell polarity
Cellular component (GO): growth cone; filopodium; cytoplasm
Molecular function (GO): protein-macromolecule adaptor activity; actin filament binding
Source: RefSeq, a predicted model, not a curated record
GGUGCAGAACAAAGGCAGUGGGUUUGGUGCUGCUUUCCCAGCAUGGAAAGCAAAUGUUCCCUUCCAACAGGCAGCUCCUGCGCGCAGUGUCCGCAAAGCACAAGGCCUGUCCUGCAGCAGAUACGCAGAGCAGCUGUUCCAUCUCCUGCCCCAGUCUGAAGGAUUUGGUGGAAAAAUUUGUCCUUAAACACAGCCCUGAGAUGGGGAUUCAUGGGUGGCACUGCGUUAAUGGAUUGAGUCACCCCGCUGUCACCUCCCACAAAAAAAAACCACAGCCCGUUUGCAUUGUGAGAUAGCCAAGUUUGCCUCCAUUGGAUGGGUGAUGGAGCCCUGAGCUGGGGGCUGGCCCUGUGCUUGAGCAUCUGAAUGGGAAGUUGGGGUUGGACCCAAAUGCCAGAGAGAGACCAACCUGUGUGCGUUUGCCUGCAGGGAUGGACCUGUCGGCCAACCAGGACGAGGAGGGUGACCAGGAGACCUACCAGCUGGAGAUCAACAAGGACACCAAGAAAUGCGCCUUCCGCACCUACACGGGCAAGUACUGGACCCUCACCUCCAACGGGGGCAUCCAGUCCACCGCCUCCACGAAGAACGCCAGCUGCUACUUCGACAUCGAGUGGUGUGACAAGCGCAUCACCCUGCGGGCUGCCAACGGCAAAUACGUGACAGCAAAGAAGAACGGGCAGCUGGCAGCCUCCAUGGAGACAGCAGGUGAGACGGAGCACUUUGUGAUGAAGCUGAUCAACAGACCCAUCAUCGUGCUGCGCGGCGAGCAUGGCUUCAUUGGCUGCCGGAAGGUGACCGGCACCCUGGACUCCAACCGCUCCUCCUAUGAUGUCUUCCAGUUGGAGUUCAACGACGGAGCCUACAACAUCAAGGAUACCACUGGGAAGUACUGGAUGGUGGGCAGCGAGUCGUCCGUCACCAGCAGCAGCGAUACGCCCGUGGACUUCUUUUUUGAGUUCUGCGACUAUAACAAAGUGGCCAUCAAAAUCAAUGGCAAAUACCUGAAGGGUGACCACGCCGGGGUCCUCAAGGCAUCUGCCGACACCAUCGACGCCUCCACCCUCUGGGAAUAUUGAUGCACUUUAGCGAGCCUCCCAUUGCCAACCUCUCUUUCCCCUGUCCGUGUUUGGUUUUGUUUUUCUUUUGUUUCUUGUUUUUUUUUUUUGGUUUAAUUUCUCCUCUCUGUACAAGGAUUUCCAGCCUGGCUUGCCCUCCCCUUAGAGCCCAGUGCGUGGUGUUGGAGGUGGUCUCCCUUCAUCUCAUUAGAAACUGGAUCAGUCGCCCAGCGGUGCGGUGCAGCCUAUCAUUCCAAAGGGGUUUUUUUCCCCCCUAUCUCUGCUCGGGGGCUGCCGUGCUCACCCUGACCCCGAGCAUCACCUCAGCCCUUCUAUUUUCCCUUCCCCCCCAAAAGAAACAAAAAAAGAAGGAAUAGGGUCGCCUCUGAGCUCCCCUCUGCCAUACCCUCACUCUGUGCCCCGAGGUCCCCGUGGGGCUGUGCCCCUGUUCCUGUCCCCAGCAGCAGGUCUGUGCCCCACAUUGGUGACAGGAGGACAGGGUGGGGGCACGCAGCCCCCCUUCCUCCCCCAUUGCUGGGUGUGGGCACCAGCUGGCAGCAAACCUGCAGCCGUGGGUUUGCAGAGCGGACAAAUUCCUUCGCAAACUUUGCACAGUGAGAUUUGCUCAGUACUUUUUUUUUUUGUUGUUGUUGUUGUUUUGGGAUUUUGUUAGUUUGGUUUAUUUUUUCUUUCCUCAUUGAAUACUGGAACGGUGAUGCCAAUCACUGAGCGCCCAUUGCUGGGCUGGGGGGGCUCCUGUGGGCUCCUCCUGAGCUGCGGCCACGUGCCACCUCCUGACUGGAAACAGAAAACAAAUAAUGACCAAAACAGUAUUUUUGUGAGCCUCUAUUUAUGUAUGCUGUGGGCAGCACUGUGUUCUGCACUCGGUGCAACGAUGCUGGUGAUGCCCGGCCGUUCCUCGUGGCGUUGGGGCGCUUCAUCCUUCGGCCUCCCUGCGGACACCGCAGCGCCUUUCACCCCCCAGCCCCAACCUGAGGCUGCUGGCGGUGCCACCGCCGUGCCAUAAGCCGGGGCUCCGCAGCCUUAAAGCUCUGCCAUCCCUCCAGCAGGGCUCGGUGCUACGCUCCCACCGCCCCGUCCCCAGCACCCGCUGCCUCCCAAGGAAGAAGUGUCCUGAUGGAGCCCCAGUGGCCCCGUGCCCUGGCGCACACUGCUGCCUUCGCACCCGCCGUGUCUCCUUCGUGUCCCCCCGCCCCCUCCGGCUCUGUGUGACUUUAGGUCCUCACCUCCUGUCUCCUCUCCUCGGGUGUUGUGACCCUCCGUAAGCAUCUCACUCUGAAAUUUAAGUCUGGGGGGGUUUUGUUCGUUUCGGGGUGUUGGUUUUAGUACCUUUUUUUUUUUUUUUUUUUCCCUAAUUAUUAUUAUUAUUUUUUUUUUGUAAGUGCCAUUUGUAUAACUUAAACAACGACAGAAAUAGCUUCAAACUGGAGAAAGAUGAAUAAUAAAAAAAAAACCAAGACCUGCA